UAAUAAUUACACACGCUUAUCCUUAUAAUUUCUAUCUUACACAAUUCGAUAUCUGUUAUGUAUCAACAGAUGUACAACUAUGGGCCAUCCUCCCAAUCUUCCACAUCCUUAAAAGAAGAGUGUCAUGAAGUCAAUAAAAAUGACACAAAUAGAAAUGCAGACAAUUUGUUCUAUAACAACUCAACUCAAUCUCACCACUAUCACUCCCCUAUCAACACUUCGUUUAGCCUGAGAUACCCUUCUUUUGAUUCAAACAGCUUUGAUCACACACCAUCACAAGAAAUAUAUGCUAGUCGAAACCAAGAUCAUGCUUCUAUUGCUACUUUUAAUGAUUUUCAUGCAAUAAGCUCUUCUCAAGAUAUUGUAGCCAGUCUAACCAAUGCACCUAUGUUUGACCAUGUAGAAACAUCCCAUACAUCUACCAUCACCACUACAGCCACUGUAUUACCACCCUUAAAUACAACACCUAUUGUGAUGGCUCCUCUUCAACACCACCCAGCUGCAUCUCAUCAAACGUAUCUAUUGGCCCAUAAGAAACCAUUAAAGGGCUCACCACGUCCUUCACGUGAAAGAGCACCAUGGACACCUGAAGAAGAUAACCUGUUAAAACUAGCAGUCCAACUCUACGGCGAUAAGACAGAGAAAUGGGCCAAGAUUGCAGCCUGCGUUCCUGGGCGAACCAAUAAGAAUUGCCGAAAACGAUGGUUUCACUCAUUGGAUCCUUCACUUCGCAAAGGUGCAUGGACAGAGGAAGAAGACCAGUUAUUGAGAGAAGGUGUUUCUAAAUUUCCUAACCAAUGGAGUAAGAUUGCAGACAUGUUACCUGGUCGAACAGACGAUCAAUGCGCCAAACGAUGGCGAGAAAGUCUUGAUCCCAGUAUUGAUCGAUCUGAUUGGACAGCCAUGGAAGACAGUCUAUUGAUGGAGAAGUACGAAGAAUAUGGUUCUCAAUGGCAAAAGAUUGCCUUCUUUUUUGAUGGAAGACCUGGUUUGCAUUGUAGAAAUCGCUGGCGAAAACUUCAGAGAAUGGUCCAAGUCAAGAAAGAUAAAGAAGGGACGGAUGCUCCAUUUUAUAAUACAUUGGCCGAAGGAGGAAGAACACUUCGGUUUCAACAUACCAAUUCAGCUUCAUUGGCUUCAAAUCCAAAAUUGACAAUAGCAGAGCCACCUAAAGAAACCGCCUUGAUUCACCUCGAUCAUCAUGAUACAACAACACAUACUACUCAUCAUACUACACAUAAUAAUACCUCAUCUUCUUAUUCUCAACUCACAUCCCUGUUAUCUCAUCCUCAACAACAACAACAACAACAACAACAACAUGAUCCUUCUGUGCUUGUUCAAUUCACAAAUACAAAUACAUCUGUUGUGCCUGAUGAUUUUGAUGAAUAUGGUCAUGGCAUCAAACCUUAUGGCUGUGAUGUGCCUGGUUGCUAUGCUGUGUUUGCUGCUUCAGCAGGACUCUUUUAUCAUAUGAAGAACAGUCACCCUAAUUUAGAAGGCAUUGAUAAACCUUAUCGUUGUGCCAUGGUGAACUGUCAAAAAAAGUAUAAGAAUAUCAAUGGACUUCAGUACCAUAUUAAAGAUGCCAAAGGUACAACAGGGCAUGGUGGUAAUGGACUCACAGGGGAAGACGAUCGCCCUUAUCGGUGUAUGAUUGGUACUUGUAAAAAGGCUUACAGAACAGCAAGUGGGUUUCGAUAUCAUCAACGCAAUGGACAUAAUAUACAACCCACUCUGAAUGAACAUGUAAAUAUGAACCCUACUAUUUCGCCUCUGCAACAGACACAGCCCUUAUCAACACAACCACAAGCACAAUUUCGAAUUAAACGAGAGAAAUGGGUGCU
This is a messenger RNA of Gilbertella persicaria, 1844 nucleotides long. RefSeq lists its product as uncharacterized. NCBI's taxonomy places the organism in Eukaryota, Fungi, Mucoromycota, Mucoromycetes, Mucorales, Choanephoraceae. The transcript is spliced from 3 exons. The record is from RefSeq and is a predicted model, not a curated record. The annotation marks the transcript as partial.